This is a messenger RNA of Penicillium roqueforti, 3234 nucleotides long. RefSeq names its product transcription factor domain-containing protein. Gene Ontology annotation, molecular function: zinc ion binding; DNA-binding transcription factor activity, RNA polymerase II-specific. The record is from RefSeq and is a predicted model, not a curated record. The coding region runs from base 1 to 3234 and encodes 1077 amino acids. Gene Ontology annotation, biological process: regulation of DNA-templated transcription. The transcript has 3 exons. Lineage: Eukaryota; Fungi; Ascomycota; Eurotiomycetes; Eurotiales; Aspergillaceae.
AUGGCGAAUGGCGCCGACAUUUCGCGGCCACCAUCGGCUUCAUCAUCAAGGACUUCUUCUGUACAGUCAAUCCACCCUCUAAGAUUUAAUUGUACGAGAUGUAAGGCAAAACACAGGCGCUGUGACCGAAAUAGACCAGUCUGCAACACCUGUCGGACCUUGGGCCUUGAAGCUGAAUGCUUAUAUCCUUCUGCGGCCUUAGCGGGUGCCGAGAACAUAAUCACCAAGAAAACUGGUACUCCAUUCUCAGGGCCAAUGUUCAAUAAUGAUUAUGCUUUACCUGCUUUACCCACAACAGGUGACAAAAGACCAAGAGCUGCAGACAGUUCUUCUGGACGAAUUGAACCUGUCAAUGACGUGGUUGGAUUACCCAUCCAAAAUUCUUUCAGCCACACCCGGCAGACGCAGAUACUCCAGCAGCCUGCUGCAAAGCGGUACAAGAUAUCCGAACUUAGCCCUGCAACUGGAAAAGCCACAAGCACACCUGCAUUUGAACGAGGUCAAAUUGCACCAUUUGGCAUACUCAGUGGGAGCACACUGGAUCCUCCACCGCGUAUGCGUAGUAUAUCUCCUACUCUGCCUCAAGACGAAAUGGAGCUCAGGUGCAACUUGACCACCGAAAUCAAUGUCCAGAGAAUGAAGGAACACCGUCUUACAGCAGGGCAUUUGCGUAACAUCAUCAAGCUACUCACGAAAGCCAAGACCGAACGCCCAACCACUGAACCCACGAUUGCCGGAUCGAGUGCUAUACUGUUUGACGAGUAUCGUGAGGAAGAUGAUCUCAUGAGGUUUGCAAUAAUCAAGCUGAAAAGGGGUGGCCAAUGCUCUCGUGCUCUUCUCAGUCGAUUUGAGAAUUUCGUAUAUGGCCCAUUGAUGAGUCCCGAGGAGAAGAAGAUGCAAGAGCGUGUCAUAUGCGUUGAAGAGUGCCUGUCAACUAACUCGGCGUCACUGACAGUCGAUCAUACCGACCUGUUCCUCCUCCGCCUUAAAAGAAUCAUACUUCAUCCUGAUGUCUAUGGCUUAGACGAGAAUGACCCACGCAUCGCCUUCCUGCGAGACGAGCUCCUUACAGCCAUGGCGACUGACUCGAAGCUGAGUCGUCCAAUCCGUAGGAAAUUCGCGGAACUUUUAGACCCAGAUGGAGAGAUUGCCGGUAUCAGCGUAGACAAUCCAGGCAUCGAAAAAGAAAGCCCAGAGUCGAGGAAGGUGCUACCCAAGCCUACUUCUUCACGCGUGCCUUCCUCGCACGCGCCAGAAACACCAUCGAGAACAAUAACAACAAGCAAACAAAACUCUGUCACUGCUCUGUCUCCUUCACCGAGCCAUCCCUCUCUUUUCCCCCCACUCUCUCUUUCAACAACCCAUCCUCCCCCUGUCUCCUCUCCUAUUUCAUCUUUAUCCCCACCACCUCUGGAAACGAUUGAUUUGACCAAUGAUACCAUGUCGUCGUCAUUUCCCUUCAUCGUGAAGCGUACGCCUAAGAAGCGUAUUGACUCUGGCAGCCAGUCGUCGCAAUCCAACAGCACUGCAGCGUCGCCUUUCGUAGAGCCAGCUUCCAAGAAACGUCCUGCUUCUGGCGCGCAGUCGUCGGACCUCGACAAUGUUAUCGCUCCGUCUCAGAGGCGUUCUGCUCCUAGCAGCCAGUUGUUCAACUCCGACUUCCCAAAAAGGCUCUGGAGUAUCUUCCUUGGGAAACAGGCUUUUUUCUUGCCAAUUCUUGAUCUCGACCAACUGAAAAUCGCUUUUAACCUGGCCGUAAACCGUGGGAAAAUUGACCCCACAGUCAUUGACCCAACUCUCGGGCUUUGUAUUGCAAUUGCCUGCCACCUGGCUCCUUAUCAGAACCUUGGGGAAGCCCGCAAGUGGUUCGAUGCAGCUUUAUCUAACAUGGCUGACCCAAUCAAAUCUCGACCUUCACUUCAAUCUUUCCACCACCAAAUUCUCCAGGUUCACUAUCUCCAUAUGGUCGGGCACUUGCGAAUGGCUUGGGACAUCUUAUCUAUGUCUAUAGGCAGAGCGCAAUCUCUUCGGAUGCAAACUAUGCAUGGUGGAUGUCUCGCCGUGGACGAAAAGUCGUUGGAGCAGGUUCGGCUGGUAUGGCAGUGUCUCUGGACGAAGAAACUAUUCCUCACUCUCCAGUUUGGCGUGGUCGAUCAAUCCCUCGACAGCUUUUACGACCCACCCAUGCCGAUGCAGUCGCAUAUUACUGACAACAUGGGAGUAUCUGGCAAGCAAACCAUCGAACAAUCCUAUACGACGUCUUCUUUUUUCAUUGCUUCUGCUUCCCUUAUUAAGUGCACUGACGAUUUGAUCACCGUUGAAAAUGAUCUACGUGUGACUCGCAUGGAAUGUCCGAUCAAAUGGCUUUCUAUUGUAGACCUACGUGGCUUCCAAGGACUGAAUGAGAGACUCUCGAGCUGGAAGAACGGUCUGCCCAACUGCCUGGAAUGGAGAGGCCCUGACAUCGAAUGUGCUAUGCAGAAAGACCUUCUUAUUCGCCGCAUGUCCCUCCUGGCUCAUGUGCGAUUUGUCUAUUUCCGACUUCGUCAAUACCGGCCGUUCUUCAUUUUGAGCCUUCGACUUUCCCAAACGUGCGCCUGUGAAACGAGCCCUCAUAUCACUGGCAAGGAUAUCGAUUCGGUGGAUGCGUCUCCUGUGCUCGGCCUAGUGUAUUACAGUGCUGUCAAAUGUUUGAGUGCUGCCCAAGACAUUGUGAAAACUUUAUCUGUAUCCUUCACCACCACAGCAGAUGAGUAUGCUAAGUGUGAGCAGCUUGAAUAUCUCUACGCUGCUGCCCUCAUUUUGAUUGCUGCCCGGACAGUUCCGCUUGUCUUGAACGGUACCCCGCGGGGUAUAUCUGCUGUAUCUGCUGCUGCCACCACGGCGAAGUCCUUCACAGCGAUGACCGAGGAGCUAAAGGAAAUUGACGUCUUGUUGCGCAACUACCAAGAGAGUUGUAGACAAGCCCCAAAACUCGAACAGAGAAUCGCACGUUCGCGUGAUGUUCUCGACCAGAUCAAACUACAGUCAGAGUCAUCUAAUGGCAUAGUCACUGACAGCGACAUCAGGCUUGAGCCAGUUAUCUGGAACCGGAUCUAUGAUAGACUCGGCCUCAAUGUUCCAUUCCAGCGAUUCUCAGAACCUCAUUGCCCCGCUGGCUCUGCGAUUUCAGGCCGUAGAAAAACACUCGCUUGGCUGGAAAGUCUCCCAGUGGAUAUAGACCUUGAAAAUUAG